Molecule: messenger RNA, 2421 nt
Organism: Radiomyces spectabilis
Lineage: Eukaryota; Fungi; Mucoromycota; Mucoromycetes; Mucorales; Radiomycetaceae
Product: P-loop containing nucleoside triphosphate hydrolase protein
Exons: 8
Coding region: 106-1968 (620 amino acids)
Biological process (GO): protein catabolic process; proteolysis
Cellular component (GO): mitochondrial matrix
Molecular function (GO): ATP hydrolysis activity; ATP binding
Source: RefSeq, a predicted model, not a curated record
CCGAACUGUUUUCCCCAGCUGACUCUCUUUGCUGAACCCACUUUCUCUGUGUUUUCUCAUUUUUAUUUCUUUAUAAUACUGUUUCUCACGCCCACCAUCUGUAGGAUGAGAUCCCAAUCAUACCAGCUUUAUUUAUUGCAUUCACAGCUGAAGCGACGUUCUUGUACGCUCGCUCGUUUGCCUUGUUCAAGCACUGUGCAGCUCUACAACAGACAAGUACACACACAAUGCAAGGCAGCUCUACACAGAUGGAACAAUUCCCUUCUAUGGCAAGGCCCAGUGGCAACAACGGCAACCAUGUCCCAGUGGAAGUCUGCGAAUUUCGCACGAUGCUAUCACAGUAUAGACUACAGAGCGGGAGGUUUAGGCGGUGGGGAUAAUCUUAGAGGAGCAGCCAGCAUUGGUGCUCCAGGAGGCCCCGCAGGUCCAUCCGAUCAAGCUGUUCCCACAGAUGCCGCAUACUUGAGCGACCCUCGCACGAUUGUCAAACAUUUGAACGACUAUGUCAUUGGUCAAGAACACGCCAAAAAGAUUCUCGCCGUCGCCAUUUUCAAUCACUAUAACCGUGUGCGUGCCAAUCUGAGUAGACAGCAGCAAAGAAAGCAACAGAGGGAAGGAUAUCCGGAGGCAGGUGAAGAACGUCAUCACACUGAACAUCACCAUCCAACAUUGCCACAAGAAUAUUAUCCCUCCAAUAACAGCCCUAUUCAAGGAGUUGGUAACGACUUGGUUCCUGCAGAAAGAUUGCUGGUAUAUGGAUCCCAACGUCGGGCGUGGUUGAAUCCACCAACGCAAGCAAGCGGCAGUACCCGGCCUUCCAGCGAUCCUGUCCAUGCACCACCACCGUUUACACUUCAAGAACCCUAUGAUGAUCUGCCAGUUCAUGACAAAUCCAAUGUGCUUCUCAUUGGACCUACGGGUUCAGGCAAAACACUGCUAGCCAAGACUUUGGCGCAUAUAUUGCAAGUACCCUUUUCAAUGUCGGAUGCCACACCAUUCACUCAGGCUGGUUAUGUUGGUGAAGAUGUAGAACUCGUUAUUCAACGGUUAUUGCAGGCUUGCGAUUACGAUGUGAAGAAAGCGGAAACAGGCAUUGUAUUUAUCGAUGAGAUUGACAAGAUCUCACGACGAUCGGAUUCCUUGUCAGCGUCUCGUGACGUAUCCGGUGAAGGCGUACAACAGUCAUUACUGAGGAUGCUCGAAGGCACAGUGAUCAACAUUACUGAUAAAUCCGGCGGUGGCAGCGGGCAAAACAAACGGGGCGGUGUUCCUGGUGGAGGAGCACUUGGUGGAGGCGCCGGUGGUAGCGGCAAAGGCGAGACGUAUGCUGUAGAUACCAGUAAUAUCUUAUUUAUAUUGAGUGGGGCUUUCAUUGGCUUGGAAAAAACAGUAUCGGAUCGUCUUGCCAAAGGGUCCAUGGGUUUCGAUGCCACGCUAAGGUCAAGCAACGAUAAAGACGAUGAUGACACGCACGUGUUAAGCAUGGUAGAACCGAUCGAUUUGGUAAAAUAUGGCCUGAUUCCGGAAUUUGUCGGCCGACUUCCGGUGUUGGCUUCCGUGAAGAACUUGGAUGUCGAUGAUCUUGUUCGUGUUUUGACGGAACCGAAAAACUCUUUACUAAAACAAUACGAGAGCCUUUUCGGUCUCAGUCAGAUUGAAUUGUGCCUUAGCAAAAAUGCCUUGCGAGAAAUUGCCAAGCUGGCCCUGGAAAAGAAGACAGGAGCUCGUGGAUUGCGUCGCAUCAUGGAGAACUUGCUUUUGGAUCCCAUGUAUGACGCUCCCGGUACACCUAUUACCCAAGUUGUGAUUGACAGCAAAGUGGUUUCUAAGAAGAAAGCACCGAUUUACCUUCGUCAAGACCAACAGGGCCUUGCCGAGAAAAUCAUUGCCGAGGACGAUGGUACUUCCGAUGCGUCGUCUUCUCUUGAUCAAGAUAUGGCCGAACAUCAGCAGAUGACGCAUAUUUAAUGACAUCGACAUUUCCCAAUUUACGAAAUUUCUUGUAUUAUAUCUUGUCUUUAUCUUUUUUUCCUUACAUAUUUUUCGUCUUCCUCCUACAUAUCGCGGGUGUGCGUGUCUGUGGGCAAUCUUCAGUCCUCGGUCAAGGCAAGUGCUACUAGGAUCCUUUAACUCCUUGCUUAUACACACUUUUUCCACUUCCUGUCUGUUAUCCCCCCCCCCUUCUCUCUAUCUCUUUUUUUCUUCAAUUAUGUCACUUAUUCAUCUGAAAAAAAGCGUUAUCCCCAUAUGACUUUCUUCUGAUACUUUUUUUUUUGAGUCUUUUGAUUGAUGCGUCGUUGUGGAAUAAAUUUCCCGAAAAUAUAACCCACUCGAAACUUGAAUGGGUGGCUUUUCGUGACUCGCUUUCAGGGAUACUGAAAAGUUUCCCAAACGGCUAUUCAAAGUGGCCUUUUUUUUCAG